Molecule: messenger RNA, 1797 nt
Organism: Darwinula stevensoni
Lineage: Eukaryota; Metazoa; Arthropoda; Ostracoda; Podocopida; Darwinulidae
Source: the annotation of a GenBank genome assembly
AUGUGGAUCAUCGCCUGGGCCGUUCUCGUCCUUCCGUCGCACGCCGAGCUGCUUCGAGGCCAGUACUUCCUCGUACUGAGCUACUAUUCGAAGUCGACGCCCCGAGAGUACAGCGUUGACUGGCCCCGACGGGUGGAGAUCCGGGAUGGGCGGGUGCGUCGCUCGGUGGAGCCGGUGGAGCCGGUGGAGCUGGUGGAGCCGGUGGAGCUGGUGGAGCCGGUGGAGCAGGUGGAGUAUUCGCUGAUGCUGAACGGAUCCAGGGAGGUCUUGGAGCUCUGGCCGAAUCCGGACCUCGACUCGGACCGGAUCGCGGUGGAACGCGUCGGCAAGGACGGGGGAGCGCGGAGGACGACGACACGGAAGCGUGCGACACGGAAGUGUCACUACCUGGGACGAGUGCGGGGCAUCCCCGGCUCAGCGGCCGCCACAGGAUGGGUCUGGCGAGGUGACGUGAUGGUGUUCGUGGAGCCGGCGGAGGAGGGAGGCGGUAGACAUCUCGUGUAUUCUGAGGAUGCUGGUGGUUUUGGGUUCGGAGGGCAGAUGUCGCUUGAGGGCAAAUUGCGGCUGGAUGCGUUUUCGGACCAGAUCGUCCAGUACACACGACAUUCCACCAAGCAGACACAAGCAGAGAAGGAAUUUUUACUUCCACCAGGACCCAGCAUAACCAGUUAUCCCGCUCGAUGUCGACCCUUCCCAUCCCUCAGAGUGCAUAUAAAAAUCGAAGACGCCCCAGAAAUCAGCCGGUCGAAGAAGCCCAUCGGUCCCCGGCACGGACCGUCCCGCAUCCCGCGGAUAUCACCUCCCGCCGUCCCGCGGGACCUACACGGACAGCGCCUAUACUCCCACCUAGCAGACGACAUCCCUUCCCGCAGACGCAUGCGACGCCGGAGCCGGCGUCGACGGGACGUGAGCCGCGAAUACAAUGUGGAGGCGCUGGUCGUCGCCGACCACCAGAUGGUUCAGUUCUACGCCGAGGAGGACCUGGAGAGCUACAUCCUCACCAUCAUGAACAUGGUGUCCGGGUUGUACCGCGACGCGUCGAUCGGGAAUGCCAUCAACAUCGUCCCCGUCCGGAUCGUCUUCCUCGAGGCUGAACUCCCGGACCUCCAGGUGAGCCACCACGCCGGGGACACCCUGAAGAACUUCUGCGCCUGGCAGGAGGACGCGAACUUGGGGACCGACUCGGACCCCCACCACCACGACGUCGCGCUUCUCAUCACGAGGUACAACAUCUGCACCCGGAUGAACGAGCCGUGCAGCACCCUCGGGCUGGCGGAGGUGGCCGGGAUGUGCCAGCCGAGCCGGAGCUGCAGCAUCAACGAGGACACGGGGCUGGGGCUCGCCUACACCAUCGCGCAUGAGCUGGGCCACAACUUCGGCGCAGUCCACGACGACAGCGAAAACGGCUGCGGGAUGAACCCCGGCGUCCGCCAACACAUCAUGUCGCCCCACCUGAUGGCCAGCAACGCGCCGGUCAUCUGGUCGCCCUGCUCCCGAUCCGCCAUCACGACCUUCCUCGAGAGGGAAUGGGGAUCGUGCCUGUUGGACGAGCCGACGACGACGACGGAGCGAGAAAGGGAAUUGCCCCCCGGGGCCAUGUACGACCUGGACCAGCAGUGCCUGCUGCAGUACGGCCCGGAUUCCACACACUGCCACAUCUUUCCCCAGAACGUGUGUCAGGUCCUGUGGUGUCAGCUGGGCGAGGUGUGCGUGUCUCGCAUGGAGGCGGCGGCCGAUGGCACCUUCUGCGGGGAUUACAAGGUGCUGAUUGCCUUUACAAAAAAAUCGACAUUACAA